AUAAUCUUUUAUUGAAAGAUCGAAGCAUAACCAGUAACCUCGCCGGCUGAUAUUGACAUUCAGUCCUGAACAUGGGGCUUUAAAUGUCAUUCAAUUAUUAAUUUGGAACUGUUAACAGUGUGCUCCUAAUGUCAAAUUUCAAUUAAUUGGAUUCUAUUGGAUUGAAAGUGGAUUAUCUAUAUUUUUACAAUAUCAGUGACCGAACCCGAAUGUGUCUGUUUUAUAUUCAUCCUGUGACUGACAAGAAGUCGUAGAGUGAUAAUAUUGAAAUAUUACUUGUAGCGACAUCCUUAUAUGAAAGAUUCAAAUAAAAAUAUACGAUGAAGUUCAUCAAGUGUCAAAACCAAUCUGGUUUAAUCUAUGUGGAAUGAAGGGCUGUAGAGUGUAAUAUCUGAAUGUGAAGCUUUAAACUCUCUGUGCCUGGGUGAAUUUGCUACACUUUGAUAAAAUGCGUAGAGGAAUUCGUAGACCAUCCACAGCGAGAGCAGUUUCUAGAAAAUAUGGCACGCUUCCACACAUCUGGAGGCCAAAGACAUCCCUGUAUCGCAGAAAGUGCCAAGAACUCGAGAUGUUAAGCGAAGAGACAAAUGACGAUUGUCUGUACGAAAAUAUCCCGGAUGAAGCAUACGACAGCGAUUCAACGCUUUGUGAUUCUGAGUUUGGAAUACCCAUGCACAGAGAACCAAGUUUGAGAAAAUGUUCAAUUCCUUCAGCUUCCUCGGUGCUAUCUUCCGCUAUAGAAUCUGAGGAAGAUCUCGUAUACGAGGGAUAUACACCACAUGACUCUGAUAUGAAAAGUGAAAUCGAUGGAUUUUCUUUCGAUACAGAAGGCUGUCACUUUGGAGUGGUCCCCAUGAGAUAUGCAACAAAAAGAUUAGAGACUAAAGAACCCGACGAGUGUCAUUGUCUAUCAAACAUGCUACACUUCGAAAGUGAUCCUUUUGGUCCGUGGAAAACAUCGUGUAGUCACAAAAAUAACGGCCAGAAGGAUCAAAGGGACCAUCCUAGUAGUAACGCCAAGCACUGCCAAGCAACCUCUUUGUAUAAGCGUAUUUAUGGCCAUUCGUCCAAAUGUUCUACGAGUUAUCCUUUCUGUCAUUUUGAGAACAGAAGCAAGUAUAUUCAGCAAUACAAAGAACUUUGCUCGUCGGUUGGGACGUUUAAGAAAUCUAUGGCGUUUAACAGACAAAACAAGAUGUCGGUUUCUCUGCCAGAUCCCUACACAAGCAGACUCCGCUCCACGGCUUGCUCCAUUGCCGACAAUUUCGAUAUCUUUGCAAUAUUAGCCAUAAAGAAAGACGCAAGUGAAAAAGAAAUGUUUGAAAACAACGGCGAACUAACUAAGUCAUUGACAGUCGGCGACAGAGGGAAGAACCUUAAUCUGGCACCCGUGCGAGACUCGCCACCGCUGGAGUUUUCUACACAUCAACUUCAGGGGAAGUUGUUCAGCAAAAACUAUAUGCCUUUUAAUCAGUAUCUAAAUCUAGUAAUACCAAAGACAACGCUUCACAGAACUAAUAUUCAGCUGAAUCUCGACAAUCCGAAGGACUGCUGGACGCCAAGGUUUGAGUCUAAAAGAAACCCAACUAAACAAUCCCACAAAAGAUCAGAAAGUGUCGACUCACAGAAACGAUCGCCGAAAACGGGAACAGAAAGUGGCUCCAGGCGAUCAUCCGGGGGGAAUAGAGCCAGUGAGCUUCGACUAGAGCGAGCAACGACUAGUGCCGAGGGAACCCGAGUAAGAAAAGAAUCUGGUUAUCUUAUACCACCGCCACCAACCUUGCCACAGAAUUCAUCCAUUUUAACAAAACGCAAAACACAAAGCCAAAAAACGAAAUGUGUGAAUCAGAUUCGUGCAAUGUUGUCUGACCUUGAUGAUUGCAAAGGGAAGUUAGAUCGCACAUGCAGACGACUCGAAAAUAUAAAAUACAGUUCUGAAACUAAACACGAUCGGGUUAUACCAGCAACCAAGCCAUUCGGAAUUGAGGGCCAAACAUGCAGAACUGAGGAUCAACUAAGUAUCAUUCAUCGUCUUAGAAAAGAAAAAGAGCGAACACUGAGGGUGUCUGCUGUCAACUGAAAGAAUAUGAAUAUAUAUUUUUACAAAAUCAUUUUUUUUUUAAAAAUUCAAAUUGAUGCACAUUAUUUAUUAAUUACAUUUGAUGUUGUAAAUACCACGUUUAUGCUAUUUUAAUUUAUAUGCAUAAAAAAUUGAAACAAU
Messenger RNA from Ostrea edulis (European flat oyster), 2221 nucleotides. RefSeq lists its product as uncharacterized. NCBI's taxonomy places the organism in Eukaryota, Metazoa, Mollusca, Bivalvia, Ostreida, Ostreidae. Bases 449 to 2080 code for a protein of 543 amino acids. The transcript is spliced from 4 exons. The record is from RefSeq and is a predicted model, not a curated record.